Molecule: messenger RNA, 9786 nt
Organism: Prionailurus viverrinus (fishing cat)
Lineage: Eukaryota; Metazoa; Chordata; Mammalia; Carnivora; Felidae
Gene: GPRIN2
Product: G protein regulated inducer of neurite outgrowth 2
Exons: 2
Coding region: 197-1570 (457 amino acids)
Biological process (GO): neuron projection development
Cellular component (GO): plasma membrane
Source: RefSeq, a predicted model, not a curated record
CCCCCGGGCGCCACCCCGAAGCUGGUUCCGCGGGCCAGGCGGGCGGCGGCGGGUGGCGUCUUCGGCCCGGGCCGGGUCCGGCUCCGGCUCCAUCUUGGGCCGCUGCGCCGGGCACCUGUGGCGGCCGCAGGAGCAGCGCUUCCGCCGGCCUGCGCGGCUCCGGGCGGGCGAGUGGGUGAGAGGCCGGCUGUGCAUCAUGAGCACCAGCCGCCCUGACCAGGGUGCCCGGCCACCCCGGUGUCCCUGCCCGCAGCCCCUGUCCCGGAGCUCUUCCAGCCUGUUGGAAGGCCAGGGGCAGAGACCAGAGCUCCGCAAGAGCGCCAGCAGCACUGUAUGGCAGGCCCAGCCAGGCGAGGCCAGCGCCAGUCCGCAGGUCCCGGAGGAAGAGGAGGACCACGCUGAGAGCACGGAGCAGACGCAGGCCUCCAGCCCCCGGCCCCGGCCCCGUGCUGUGGGCCACUGGCGGAGCAGCACUGUGGGCAAUGUGUCUACCGUGGGUGGUGGUGACCUGGGUCGCCUGAGGGCCCCCGGUGCCGCUGCCAUGCAGAGGAGCCACUCGGACCUGGUGCGCAGCACCCAGACCCGGGGCCACAGUGGUGCCCAUAAAGCCAGCCUCAGCUGCUCGGCCCUUGGCAGCUCACCGGUCCACAGGGCUCAGCUGCAGCCCAGUAGUACUUCUGGCCAGGGAGGCCGGGCCCCUGCAGGCCUAGAGAGGGACCUGGCUCCAGAGGAAGGGACUUCGAACUCAGCCUGGACACUGGGAGACAGUCAGGUGUGGGUGGCGCCACUAGACCUGGGAGGGACAACCACCCACAGCAGCAGCCCCCAGGCUGGGCCCAAAGCCACCGGGCAGCCAGCCACGACCUCCUGCCAUGCCUUGUCCCCAGCAACUCUCCUCUGCAAUAUGAGAGAGGUGGGGACCGGUGGCUGCUGUCAUGCCCUGCCAGCCCCGGGGAUCCUGGCCUUUCCCAAACUAGUGGCAUCGGUAAGUGAGUCUGGGCUUCAGGCUCAGCAUGGGGUGAGGUUCCAGUGCAGGUUGCCUGGGGGGCUCCCUGGGCAUUCCCACUGCUGUGCCCACCCUUGGGGUCCCACCGGGUUGGUCACGGAGCCUGGUACCAGGACCAAGGAUGUAUGGACCAUGACCUCAGCCAGUGACUUGGCCCCUGUGUUGGCAUCCUCUCUGUCAGCCCAGGAUGCUGGUGUACAGGCAGCCCCCAUGGCGGUUUGCAAGGCUGUGGCCACCAGCCCACCCUUGGAUGCCCCCGUGGCCCUGCACACAUUCCCGGAGGUAACUCUGGGGUCUGGCCUGGAGGAGACACCAUCCCCUGUGCGGGAUGUGCGAUGGGAUGCCGAGGGCAUGACCUGGGAGGUGUAUGGAGCUGCAGUGGACCCUGAGGUACUUGGCGUGGCCAUCCAGAAGCAUCUGGAGAUGCAGUUUGAGCAGCUGCAGCGGGCACCCACCAGCGAGGACAGCCUGUCUGCGGAGGGCCGGAGGGGGCCUCUGCGUGCUGUCAUGCAGUCCUUGAGGCGCCCCAGCUGCUGCGGCUGCUCCAGUGCAGCUCCCGAGUGAGGAGCUGUGGCCCUCAGAGCUAUCCUGGGCCCAUGGACUCAGCCCCAGGCCAGGGACAGUGGGAGCCCCGGGCUCCUUGGACCUCCUGGCAGCCGUGGAUGUGUCUCUGCUGUUGGCUGACUGCAGGGCACAGGACUGCAGCCUGGGGACUUCCUGCUCCUUGCAGCUGGGCUGGUUUUUAAGGGCUUCAUUCCUGAGAGCCACAUCCCUGCACAUCCAGGCUCUGAACUUUGGGACAGACUUUCAGCACUGUGUGUAAGGGAGAUCCUGAUUUUUCUGUAAAAAUUCUCGACGUUCUGUUUAGUGUCUCCUCAGAACUCUGCCAUGAUUUCCCCUGGGACUCUUGGUGGCUGUAGUUUAAAGCAGGGCUCAGAUACAACCAAUUCCUGACAUGAAAGUUGGGGCCCCAUGUGACACAGGGACUGGCUGGGUCUUCGGGGAUGGCCACCGACACUGUUUAAGACCUCCUAUGUGCCACACACUGUGCUUGUCACCUUCCCUUGUUGAGUCUUUGCCUCUUUGCCCCGAUUUAUGGGUGAAACCACAGGCAUUUGGCAAGGCCGUGGCUGACAUGCCCGUUGGACUGCUGGAGGUGAUGGGCCGAGAUUCAGAGCCAGGGCUGGCUGAAGCCUGGGCUGCUUUCCCACAGCACACUGGUGGUCAGUGCAGUGUAGUCAUGAACCAGAAGGAUUUAUUGAGUCUGUAUCCUGUGCUAGGUUCUGUGGAAUCCUUGGGGAAUGAGAUGGGCUGUCUGCACCCUCACUGAGCUGACAGGGUUGGGGAGGCGGGGUCUACAUCCGUACCAGGGCACCGGGCAUCCCAGAAGGGCCCGGGGCUGCUGCUAAGAGCCAGCCCUCCUUGUUGGUCAUCGGGUCAGGGGCUGGCCUCAGGAAGGGGAGAAAAGGUGGCCACUUGUCCACAAAUACGUUGCAGUGCCUGAAACGACACCAUUAUCACCUCAUUCCUUUGGCUUAAGGACUUAUUCCUAGCCAGUGUGGUUCUUGGAGGAGAGAAGGCAGAAAUGGAUAGGAGGAGGGAAGGAUCCUGGGGUGGGGUUUUUCACCUGGUGGGAAAUGGCCAGAGCUGUGAGGCCGUGGGGAGCUGGGAGGCCUGUGAGCCUGUCCUCCCAGCCCUGCCCAUGUGAGCUGACGUGGGACAGGAACGGGGGGCUGGGGUCAUGCGGUGAGGAACCCAGGGCACAGGCUUGGCACAGCCUGGCUUCAUUGCCCAAGGACCUCCCAAGACCUGUGGAGUUUGGGAGCGGGCCUGUGUUCUCAUCCUGGGGCUUAGCGCUGAAGAUCCUAAGCUCCUGGGACAAUCCGCCAGCCUGCCCUGAAGAGGGAGCCAGGUCAGUGUGCUGCUCAGGGUCCCCUGGCUUGGGAGGGUGGAGUAAGGGCCCAUGUGCAGCCCUGCCCGUGACCUGACCCUGUUCCUGGGCCUCCUGCACUUAGGAACCUGGGACCUGGCAGCUGGCUUAGCUUUCCCUACCUCAAGGACCCUGUACUCACUGUGGUGGAAAUGACUCCUCCAAAAGCAGGUUGAGUUGGAAAGCAGGGCUGGCAUUCUAACGGGCCAAAGGAACAAGGUGAGGAAGGCAUGCAUGAGGUCUGAAUGCCUCCCAUGGCCCUGAGGUGGGGCUUUCUUACCCCCAAACGCACCCUUCCCACUCUGCUUAAAAAAAAAAUGACAGCACAUCAGAACUGCUUCUGAGGGUGGGGCUGGGGCAGAGGGGUUUGGCGUGGUGAGCAGUGAAAAUGUGCACAAGUAAGUUUUCACGCACGCGUAGGCUCUGGCUACUGUGCAGCGUGUCUGUGCCUCUGGGUGUUCUGCGAGGCAGGCCCAUCACACUCUGGGUGAUGACACGUGCGUACCAGGCUGCCCACGUGCCUGGUGCUGCACCAGGGCUCUGGGAGCCCCAGCUGUGGGGCCAUGAGGUGACAGGUAAUGAAACAGAGUGGGGAGGGCACCAGCACACAAGGCCACAACUGAGCGGGGUCUUGACACAGUGAGAGUAGACAGGUGGCAGUGGGAAGGGGCGUACCAGGCAGACAGGACAGCCUGGUCAGAGGCAUGGAGGCCCCUGUCCUGCCUGCGCCGUGGUGAGUCACUGCAAUGCACGUUGGGUUGGGAGGCUGGCAAGGGGUCCCCGUGGUGAGGAUCCCUGUGUGACUAAGGAAGCAGACUUCGGGGAGCUGCGGAAAGGGUGAUGGGGCCAGAUUUCAUUUUGGAAACAUCCCUUUGGCUGCCAUUGGAGAGAUUAGUGUGGGAGAGGUGGGAGGCUGGGGCCCAGGGGGAUAUAGGUGUGUGAGCCAAGGAGGGGCCUGUCGGGGAGAUGGAAAGGGAGCUGGGGGUUGGGCUUUCAUGCACAUACAUGCACACACAUGUGCACACACAGGUGCACACAGGGCCUGCAGUGGCUUCAGAAAGGAGGAAGAGUUUUAGGAGGCUGGUUUCCAGUUUGAACAAAAGGAGGUGAGGCCACUACCUGGGACAAGGAGAGGCAGGUGAAGGGCCACAUGCCAGGAUAUUUGGCUGAAACUCUUAGAGACUUUCUCUGUCACAUGCAAAUUCCCUUGAGUUCAUUCUCUGUUUGGCUGCUGUGUGCCAAUCAGUACCCCUUCCUGGCUGUACCUGGUGGGCCAGGAUGGCAGGCUGGGCUGGGCCCCAAGUGGGAAGGCCUAGCCAGUCCUUCCACCCAACUCAUCGUGACCAAGAUAAAUGUUUGCAAGGUGGUUCUGGAAUCCAGUCUGGCCUGUGUCCAGCCUUGGGCUGUGCAUGGCUGGGAACCCCAUCAUAACUUCCUGGUUAAGCUUGCUGCCCUGGCCGUGGCCCCACUAGCCAGACUGCACAGCCUCGGCCAGUGGGUCCACCUGGCCCCCAUCCUGUUGCUGUGGCCCCUCCCUGGCUGGGCCUGACCAGCAGUGGUUUAGGGUCUCAAGACAUGGCCACCAGCUUAGUUUACAGAUCUCCCUUCAGAUUCCAGAUUUCUGACCAGACUUUCUGGGUCCCCUUCAGGCCCUGCUCUGGCAGGUGAUGGAUUUCAUUAUUUGUACAUUUGUUUUGUUUUGAAUUUGGAAUAAAGUAUUGGAGGUCAGAGCUUUGCUAGGGAAGGGUCCAUGGUCCUGGCUGGUCUUGUUUUUUUCUGACAGAUUUUGUCCUUCAGAACAUCCGCCCUAGAUUCUGAGCUUCCGUGUCCAGGCAGCAGCCCCCCUCUUUCUUCUCCAGGGACUCCUCCCUUCUGUCCACUGUUCUCUCCUUUCUGGCAGCCUUCCGGGCCCCCAACAGCUGAAGCCCGGCUUCUGGGAGCUUAUCACCUCUGGGCAUGGCCAGGUCACAGAGCAGGCAUCUUUUGUCAAGCCCCAGGCUGCUGAUACCUUCACAGGGAAUCACUAGUCCACCCUAAGGGAGAAGGCGUUGCUCCCAGAGUAUAGGCUACUACCCGCCUGAGGUCAUGAUGUGUAUGCGGGGUGGGGCUGGAAAAGCAGAGAAUGGGCCUGUCCCACUGUGACAUCACCUCCUGUGUCAGCUGGAUUGGGUCUCUGUCCCCAGAAGUGUUGGAUUCUUAUUUGACAGGUGCAAAGGGCCUUCCCAGUGCAGAUCCUGGCACUUUGGGCAUUGUGGGGGAGGGUGGGCACUACAGGUUAGUGGUCUAAAAUUUGAGUUUGAAUCCCGGAUCUCACCUGUAGCCAUGUUGGGCAAGUUACUGACCUCACUGAUCCUCGACUUCCUCACGAUGAUAUGAUAAUUGUGCCUCCUUCUUUGGCUUGCUCUGAGGAUUACAUGGAAUAACCCACGUGAAGCGCUUGGCACCGAGCUGGCAUUCACCAUGUGUGCCAGUGUUCCUUUGGCCUACCUCCAUGGCUACAGUCAGGGGCUAGCUCUUGCCUGGCCAACUUGGCUCUGAUCAAGGUCCACAUCCCAUCUUGGCCAUUCCUCAUUUAGAGCCUCCUUCAAGGUCCUUUACCCUGUGCUUCAUACCCUGCUUAGGUCACAUGUACUCUGGCCUUGGCUUUCUGAAAUUGUGAUUCCUGGAGCCAUGCUGAGGAGGCUAGUCUGGGGCUGGGCUCCCAGAAGCUCAUGCUAGGAUGAGGAUUCUGGAUUGACUAAGGAAAAGGGAGUGGGGAGUGCAAGUCAAGAAGGGUGUGAUUUCAGGUAAAGUCCUGGCCUUGGUCCCGUAGGGGAGACCUGGGGCAUGCCUGCCAUGGGGGCCAGGGGUCUGUGCAUGUGUGUGGGUAGUUCCAGGCAUCCUGGCUGUGGCAGGCAGGCUAUGAGGCUCCAGGAGCCCUGGGGAAGCUCUCUGCAUGGCGUUGUAGGCCCCUUAUCCCAGGGGAGGUGUGCACAGAAACCAAGGGCAUCUGUGGGGUCUGGGGGGCACACUCAUCAACGGUUGCACUCGUGCCCUGAGCAGCCCUCUCACCCAGUAGACGUGUAUGGAGUCCACAGCCUGCAGAGUGCCCAGAACUUCUCUCCGUGAGCAGCUCGGAAACAGUUGUCUCCUUUGUGUUCAUGCUGAAUGACCUUGGUCACUCAACUGCAGAGCUUUACGUUUGCCGAUGCUAAAUUCCUUCUUGGUUGUUGUUCUGGCCUGGCCUAGUUUGGUCAUCUGAAGCUAUGACUAGUCCUUUAUCAGUUUCCAACCAACUUGUCAGGCAGAGCAGGGCCACACAGAGCCCACGGCCUGUCACUGAGUCAUCUUAUAGGUCAGCACUGGUCCCCAGGUCCCUUUGAAUCAACAGUCAUCAUGGGCAAGUCCGUUUAAGGUGAAUUUGUGCAAAUCUGGGUCUUCAACAUCAGUAGCACUCUUCUGACCCAAGUCCCGGCCCAGGGACCCUCCCAUCCAAACAAGGAAGGGGGAUAGGGGCUUGACUGGAGUCCUCGCUGUCCACAUAGCCGGUUCUGGUUCUGGUGAUUGCUGCUUCCCUUUCUAACAUUUUACUUCUGUUUAACAAGCUGUUCUAGAAGUUUGAGAUCUGCAGUAAGCUAAGAGUCACAGAAUCUCCCUUGUAACCUUUUUGGAGAUUGGAAGCCACCCCACUGUGUGCUGGUACACCUCGUUUUCAUCCUCCCCCCCCACCCCGCCCCGGGCACAUCAGGGCUCACCUCGAGGUUCCUGGGGGGUGGCUGUGAGGAGCAUGACACUCAUCACAGCUGGCCUCUAUCUAGCACCUUCUUCAAUGGGCCUUUCCGUGGGGCUGCUCACCCUUUUUUGAUAAGAGUCUUUCUGAAGCUGGGUGGAGGUCUCUCUAAUGGAUAGACAUGGGGCUAGUUCUGUUGCUGUGGUUACGUAAAGACAAUAAGCCAUGAAAAAUAUCUCAGGAAAGUCGAUGUUGGUUAAAGAAAACCAAACCAAAUCAGAGUUGCAUUGGCCUUUAGGACUGGAGGUGGACAGGUAGGGUCUGACUCUUGCUCCAAGAGUUGGGUAAACAUUGCCUUUGCUCCCUUCUGUGGUGACCCUCCAUGACUCAUUCGUCAUUUCUCCCUCUCCAAGCAUGGGGUAGCUCAGCAAGGAGGCAGGUCUGUACCCUGAAACGUGCUCCCAAAUGGGUGUCCUAGAAUUCAUGUUUUAUGGCCCCACUUUAUAGGACGGAAUGUGGGAAUUGAGUGAACAUGGCAGUCCACGUCUGAGGGGCUCAGGGCUGGUGAGUGUGUCCCAUUUUAAGGUAUGUGGCUCUUAGCCAUGUACGCUUCACCUAGUCUGUCCUGGCCUGGAGCUUUCCAUUUCUGAAACACUCCUGAGAAGAGACACCGGGCACCCAAGAAUGUGGUCAUGGGAGUGCAGUGCUUCCCCGGAUGUCCAGACAGGGCCCAGUGGGAAGGCUCUGCUCUUGGUGUUUUUCUCCCCAACCCCUGUUUCUCUUUAAUCUCAGUCUUUCCCUUCUCCUCUUCUGUAUCUGGUCCUCUGUGCCCUCCAGAAGCCUUGUGUCUCUGCACUGUCCCGCAGUCCUUGCCCCUGCUGCCAAGGGUCUGCCUUGCCCUAAUCCUCCUGCUGCAAGCAGCUGCUUGCUCUUCUCGUGGCCACUUCUACCCCAGCCAUGGCUGGGUCUGGUUUUCAGCAUUCCUGCUUUUCACAAGUCUGGGCUCUUCCUAUCCACCUGUCUGUUCUCUGUCUCGGUAAAAACCAAAACAUCUAAGCGUGCCAAAGAGCUUCUGAGCAUCUCCCUAGAGAAGGAGGCCUCCUUGGACUAACCUGGGAUCAAAUUGUCAAGUUUCCAUCCUUUUUGCCUCCAAAAGGGAAAUCAGUUGUCCUGCUGGGUAAGUGGAGGAACUUUGGUAUCCCAUCAAUCUUCAGUUUUGGUGGCCCUUAUUGGCGCCUGGCUGGUUAGGUCACCUGAGGGGCACACCGGAUGUGUGGUCUCCAUCUGCUAGUUUUAGGCAGGCCAUCUCCUCUUUUGUGCUUUCAGACUCUUCUUGCUUGGCUUGUAAUUAGAUUGGGAGAUUGGGGCAUGUCCUGGGCCUCAUUGGGGACACAGCGUGCUGUCCCAUCUCUGUGCCUCUCUCCUGUGUGGGACUGGUUUGUGUCUAGGAGCCAGGGCUGGGGACAGGGGGACGAGACUUCUGUCUUUGACACCAAGUAGGCACCUGAGAAAAUGCCCACUGAGAAAGCCUGAGCAAGCCCAAGUAGGUAGCCUCUGUUGGGUCUCGUAUUUUCUGUGACUUAUCGUGGAACUAAAUUUGGGGUGCUGGAGCCCUGCCGGGGAGGACUGGAGUACCUCACCCAUGUCCACUCGGCCCCUUACCUGUAACCUUCUGCUUUUCCCUCCCUCUGUCCACUUCUCAUUGUUAGCAGUCAAGGUCCGGGGAGGUGUUGGCCAAGGGUGCCAUUUUGUAUUCAGGCUUUGUGGCCUUUGUAAGCCCAGCCUGUGUCCCUUGAGGAAGACUAUACGGUCUGAUUUUCUUUCCCUUCAGAGUUGAGGCAGUUCAGGGAGAGGGGAAGGGGUUUCCUGAGAAGUUUCCAACCCCUAAACUCCCUUCUGCCCUGGUGCAACUCAGGGUGUGGUUCAGACUCCUACCAGGUCACACACCUGGGCUGGGGAGGGAGCGGGCAGGAACCAGCAGGGCUCUGGGCCCAGGAGAGCUUGGACACGCAACUGGGCACUACUGGAGGCACCAGGAACAUUGCCUGAGUCUUGCUGAAGGUGCAAAGUGGGAUCCUGCCUUUAUUUGGCUUUUUGAUAUUUUGUCAUUUUUUUGCAUUUAUUCUGAUUUUAAAGUAUUCACUAAAACAUUAUUUAUCUUGAUUACCGAGCCUUUUGCCAUCCCCUUACAUUUUGUGCCUUGUCCCUGCCUGGCACCCUCCUCUCCUAGAGCUUUAGGUCCCCUGGGUACCCAGCCCCACCCUCCCCCCCUCCCCCCCUCCCCCCCCCUCCCCCCCUCCCCAGGACUCCAGUGCGGGGAAGGAAAGCCUGAGGUGCCGCCUGCGGGAGGAGCUCGGUCGCCCCCUAGUGGCCUCAGAGCCGCUCCUUCAGAGACACCUGGGGGCACAGGCUGGGAACCAAUGACUUUGUCCCCUCCCCAGCAGCCUCAAGCUACCUCCAGCCAUCUCACCCCGUGCCUGCGCCCUGCUCCGGGCUCUUCUCCUCCUCCAGAUGCUCCAGGACUACGGGGGCUGAAGAUUUCCGACGGGAGGAUAGCGAUGAAGAAGGUGAAGGGAGUGGAGUCCAGGCGGAGGUGGGGAGGCACCCGAAGCCCUGAGGGGAAUACAGCCUCAUUUUACAAAGCUUUGGAUUCCAAUUGUGAGUUAUACUCCCCAAGGGGCUGGAUGUGGGACCCUUUGUCAUUCCACCGUGAACUUGGGUGUGUUUUUAUAACCCUUCUUUGACUUGCCUUUGUCUUAAAAUUUACCUGGAGCCUUUAAACGCGGGGUGGUCCCACCCCAAGGGGGUCCUCUUCCUGAGCCUUGGGGAAAGCAGGUGUAGACAGCCAGGAUUGUGUCUUCCCUCAUGAGUCACUGACUUUGUUGGCGGAGGGAGGAUGGGAGGCAGCGGGCUGAGAAGGGGGUUUCUGAGCUGGAGUUAACUGUCAGAGAGGGACUGGGGUCUAAAGUUUGUUGUGGUGGGGGCUGUUCUGAGAGCCUUUAUUCCUGUUAUUCCUUGUCUUCACUGACUCCCUGUGGUCCCCAAGGCCAGCUGAACAUGUUAGAGGUCAUGCGAGCCAAGAGAGAGGUUGGAGAGAGAACCUGACAUGUGAAGUGUGGCUGAGAGGUGUGCCUGGGACUA